CUGGAAGCCUCGGGAUGUCAAUGGCUUUCAGAUGUCAGGAUAACCUUGAGGAUAUAUGAAUGGUUGAGACCCUGUUCCUCUUUUCUGAGUUCUCAGCUGCUAUACUGUGAAAAUCAUGUGUUUACUUUCUGUGUCUCCUCCCACAACAGUCACUCUGAAGCCAGUCUUGAGAUCCUACAUCUGGGCAAGCAAGCUGUUCUAGAAGAUGCUAGCUUACAAAUGAUUUGAAGAAUGGAUUCUUUCUGAGACUCAUCAGGUCAUUUCCUGUAAAUGCAUAUCUUGCUGUUUAUUUGGGAAUAAGCACCAUACCUUGUACAAACUGCCUUUAUCAAAUCUGGGAGUUUGAAAGAAUCAGGUGCUUAGCCUUAGUUCAUCUUCUGAGCAAGAAAAAUGGGCUGUGAUCGAAACUGUGGGCUCAUUGCUGGGGCUGUCAUCGGCGCAAUUCUGGCUGUGUUUGGAGGUAUUCUAAUGCCAGUUGGAGACAAGCUUAUAGAGAAGACAAUUAAAAAGGAAGUUGUCCUUGAGGAAGGUACAAUCGCUUUUAAAAAUUGGGUUAAAACAGGCACAGAAGUUUACAGGCAGUUUUGGAUCUUUGAUGUGCAAAAUCCACAGGAAGUGAUCGUGAACAGCAGUAACAUUAAGGUUAAGCAAAGGGGUCCUUACACCUACAGAGUUCGUUAUCUAGCCAAGGAAAACAUCACCCACAACCCUGAGGACCACACAGUCUCUUUUGUACAGCCCAACGGUGCCAUAUUCGAACCUUCACUAUCAGUUGGAACAGAGGAUGACACUUUCACAGUUAUCAAUCUGGCUGUAGCAGCUGCACCCCACCUCUACCCAAAUGCAUUUGUUCAAGUGGUACUCAAUUCACUUAUCAAAAAGUCAAAAUCUUCUAUGUUCCAAACCAGAACUGUGAAAGAGCUAUUAUGGGGCUAUAAAGAUCCAUUUUUGAGUUUGGUUCCAUAUCCUGUUCCUACCACAGUUGGUGUGUUUUAUCCUUACAACAAUACUGUAGAUGGAGUUUAUAAAGUUUUCAGUGGAAAAGAUAACAUAAGCAAAGUUGCCAUAAUUGACACUUAUAAAGGCAAAAAGAAUCUAACCUACUGGACAAGUUAUUGUGACAUGAUUAAUGGUACAGAUGCAGCCUCAUUUCCACCUUUUGUUGAGAAGACCCGGGUCUUGCAGUUCUUUUCCUCUGACAUUUGCAGGUCAAUCUAUGCUGUAUUUGAGUCCGAAGUUAAUCUGAAAGGAAUCCCUGUGUAUAGAUUUGUUCUUCCAUCCAAGGCCUUUGCAUCUCCACUUCAAAACCCAGACAACCAUUGUUUCUGCACAGAAGAAAUUAUCUCAAAAAACUGUACAUCAUACGGUGUGCUAUACAUCGGCAAAUGCAAAGAAGGAAAACCUGUGUACAUUUCACUUCCUCAUUUUCUACAUGCAAGUCCUGAUAUUCUAGAAACUACUGAAGGCUUAAAUCCAAAUGAAGAAGAACAUAGGACAUACUUGGAUAUUGAACCUAUAACUGGAUUCACUUUACAGUUUGCAAAACGGCUGCAGGUCAACAUAUUGGUCAAACCAGCAAAGAAAAUUGAAACAUUAAAGGGUCUGAAGAAGAACUAUAUUGUGCCUGUACUUUGGCUUAAUGAGACUGGUACCAUUGGUGAUGAGAGGGCAGAAAUGUUCAGAAAUAAAGUGACUGGAAAAAUAAACCUUCUUGGACUGGUAGAAAUUAUCUUACUGAGUGUUGGUGUAUUAAUGUUUGUUGCUUUUAUGAUUUCAUACUGUGUAUGCAGAUCAAAACAAGUGAAAUAAGCAGCCAAUGAAUCCCUACCUUUAUGCACCAGCUACAUCAGGACCUUUGGUAAUGUUGAUUUACAAAAUGAAGACACAACAUGCUUUAUUUUUACAAACACAUCUUAUUUUUGAGUCGACGAAAUGGUGGCACUACUUUUUUUUUUUCUUUUCACUUUGAACAAGAACCUGGCACAUUUUGAAAUUCAUCAUUUACACAGUUGAAUCAAUUUCAGUUCCAAUAGAACUGACUUAAGCACAAACCAAUUAUUUUGUUUUGCUUUUUGUUUAGUUUUUGUUCUGAUUCAUUCAUUGGUUCCCUGGUGGCAAAUUCAGCAGAGGAGUGGACAUUCUAAACAAAUCUUGGGCACUGAACUUCUGUCUUCCUCAUCAAGGAAAGAAAACGAUCACCCUAGGAGUAUCCUCGUUCAGUUGCAACAGACAGUCCCACGACUGUCAGUACAUUGCAUUUCAUGAACACCAAAUAUUUUAAGACACUUAAGUAUGGAAAAACAAAAUUAUUGGCUAUGAGCUAUGAUAUAUUACUAAAAUUUCUUUCUCUAUGAAAUUCUUUGUACAGAAACAGUAGGCAUCAUAAUCAUUUUCUGACUUUAUAAAAAUAUGGGCUUAUAUUUUUUUGUCACUGUUCAUGCAAAUGGACAUCAUUUUUAGCACAUUUUAGUUUUUAGUAUUUUAAGGACUCGGUCAUUUUCCAUGUUUUGAAGCUCUUCUGGAAAUCUGAGUAGAUUUUGGUCUUUCUACUCAGUAGCAACUUAUACUUGGCAACCUCAGAAUGCUGUUCUAGUAUUAAGAGAUGUAAAUGAUAAUAAAGGAAUUAGUGUGUGAAAUAUUAGAGAGAUUAGAAUGUGCAUUAACCGUUAUUUGUUCUAAUAUUUUUCUCACUUUCAUAGUCACCUCAGAAAGACUGGUUUCAGCCAUUAAAAAAUGUUCUUAAAUUCUUGUGCUUUGUGUAGUUCCUGCUGUGUCACAAAACAUUUACCUGCAUUUUCUGUCCCAAGUUUAUCUAAAUUCAUAUUUCUUUAUAAAUUUGUAUUUCUUUCUGAAUUCAAUUUUGACCACCUCCCCCAGGCUAAUUUUUUUAGCUGAUUGGAGGAAUAACAAAAAGACAUUUGGUUUCAUCCUUUAUAGCAGCAGGACUUGAGUUCAAGAUUUAAGUUUCUUUCCUUUUGAUUGAGACACAUUAAUAGGUAAUUCUGCUUUCUUUAGCAGAAGUUCACUUACUGUAGAGAGCACUAGUCCCCCUAAAAAGUUGUAGCAUAAAAGCAAAGAUGAACCAAAUGCUGUCUUGUGUUUUAUACACAGAAGGAUACAGAAUGAAGGAGUGGUAACUGGUCUGUUUAGAUACUAAAAAUAAGAAUAACUUGGCCCCCUCUUGCUAGUUGCCAGGCUAAAUGUUAAAAUUCCUAUUGAAAACUACAAACCAAAAUGCCACCUGUUCAGAGGGGUCUUUUGAAUCUCUGAAGAUAAUCGAAGCAUACUGAGUACUGCCUUUUCUUUUAAUUGGGAGGAAAUAAAGUAUUCCUCUAAGAUGCCAGAUGAGAUCCUAGACAUUUUCCCCUGAUAAUUAAGAAUCUAUUUUCUUUGCAUUAGGGCAUCUGUAGACAUGUUCAUCUCAGAGAAAUAUAAAGGAAAGUUCUUUAAUUCCUGAGAUAUGUAGGGCUGAACUAUGUAAAGUGGUAACUGUAAAAAGAAUUGGAUAAGAAUAUACAUUUCCACCUCCCGUAUAAAUGAGAUUACUUCAAAAAGUUCAUGGAAAAAUAGAAUUGAAAGAUAAUAUCAAUCUUUCCACGAGCUUUUUGAAGUACCCUUGCACAGUGAUGACUCAGAUCUUAAUAUCUUCAUAUAUAAAUGCAUCUUGUGACAUUUAGGUAUCAGAAAUGAUUUUGACUUAUAUGGCUUUAGUAUUGUUUAAAUAAAUGUAUGAUCUAAUCUUUAUCAUUCCUCAGAAUUUCUCAAAUUCUAUAAAAUAUGUACAAGAGGGAAAACAAUCCAUACACAAAGAUAAGCAGAUUAUAUUAAAAUAUCUAAUAGAAUAAUUUUUUAAAGAAUGGGAGGUAUCUUUUUUGAUAUGAAAACCUGGGGUUUAGGUAGGGGUGUAUGUGAGCACAUGUGCAUAUGAACUGCAGUAGGAGUGGGGCAGUAUGGGGAAUGUGUUAGAUGUGUGACUUUUUGUUUUGCCCUGGUGAAAGUGUAUGGUGGUGGGAGAGGGUAAAUGUUGGAAAACUUGUAAUUUUUCAUGGAAGAAUUUAUAUGCUUUACACAUAAAAAUUAUACCAUUUGAUAAGCACAUUUUUUCUACAAACUGCAUUUAUUAACCACAAAACAAUAGCUUUUGUUCAUAACUUGUUUGAAAAUCUAUAGCAUACGCAAAUAGGUUAGAAUCGACACAUCUGAAAAUGGGUUAAUGUAUGUUGCUCCAUAAAAGUACGUGAAAAAUAGAACAAGCUAUGUUAUCUCUCAGUUCUCUGAAAAAGGGGGGGGGGGUAUCAUUUUGGGAGAAAAAUAUAGCUAUAUACAUAUUGGUUAUCUAUCAAAAUUCUAUAUGCUGAAUAUUUGUACAUGUCCAAUAAUUUGUCAGUCUUUUAACUCUAUCAGUGUCUGAGCUACACAGUAAUUACCUGUUUAGGUGGAGUCUGUUUUAGGUGUGUUCCAACUGACAGUUCUGUUUUUUUGUUUGAGUCCAAUGUAUUAGCGACACUGUCUACUCUUUUAACCUGGCUUUUUUGGCCUAUCUGCCAUUCUAAAUGGAUUUUUAACACAAAUAAUACUGUCCAUGAUGGUUUUCUGCAUAUACCAACAGAAUUACCUAUGAUUGGUUUUUCCUGAGUUAUUUUCAUGGAGCUAAUCUAAUGAACUAAUAAUGAUUUAUGUUCUAUAUAUGUAUCAAAGGAACACUCUGCUUUUUCCUUUUAUGGUUCAAAGGUAGCAGUAUUUGAAAAAUAUUUGUGAAAGUAAAUACUUCUUGUCAGGAAAAUUGCUUUUUAUUUUUGAAUGUAUUUGACCUCCAUGUUUGAUAUUGCUACUAUAAUUUUAUAUUAGCUGUUGUUAUGUAUUCAUGAGUUAUUUGUCCUUCCUGUUUUCUUUUCCUAACUUCUUGGAUGCUAGUAGCUUAUGUCUACACAUUUCAGAAAUGCUCUAUUCUACGUACUCAUGAAGGAGACAUGGUAUCAUCUGUGAACUUGUUACAAAUGCAGAAUCUCAGGCCCUGCAUCAGACCUACUGAAUCAGAAUCUGCAGUUUAACAGGAUCCAUAAGUGAUUCACAGACACAUGAAAUUUUGAAAAUCCCUGAUAUAAGUCAUCAAAAUUGGACUAGUUGUAUUUGAUCCAUGGUGAAAUUCAUUUGAUUUAUUAACAGAAGGACAUAAGAGAUCAAAGCUAUAUGAGCAUACGAGAUGAGAUAAAAUCCGUCAGGAUUAAAAAUGUUGCUAUAAAUAUUU
Cynocephalus volans (Philippine flying lemur) is the source of this 5248-nucleotide messenger RNA. RefSeq names its product CD36 molecule (CD36 blood group) (gene CD36). Gene Ontology annotation, cellular component: plasma membrane; cytoplasm; caveola. Gene Ontology annotation, molecular function: scavenger receptor activity; low-density lipoprotein particle receptor activity; low-density lipoprotein particle binding. NCBI's taxonomy places the organism in Eukaryota, Metazoa, Chordata, Mammalia, Dermoptera, Cynocephalidae. Bases 391 to 1809 code for a protein of 472 amino acids. The record is from RefSeq and is a predicted model, not a curated record. The transcript is spliced from 15 exons. Gene Ontology annotation, biological process: lipoprotein transport; low-density lipoprotein particle clearance; long-chain fatty acid import into cell.